This is a messenger RNA of Triticum turgidum subsp. durum (durum wheat), 717 nucleotides long. The record is from the annotation of a GenBank genome assembly. Lineage: Eukaryota; Viridiplantae; Streptophyta; Magnoliopsida; Poales; Poaceae.
AUGGCCCAAGUCGUCAGAGUAGUUUCCAGUCUUGCUGAUGUUGACGGCGCGCUUCAAGAUCUGGACAUCAAUAACACGUAUGAAGCUGAUCAGGUUCGAUUUCAAUUGGAUGAGCGAGCCCCCCUUCAAGAUGCAGCAGCUAUCAGUCUGAGGACCCAUCCAGGAAGGCAUGGAUUCAUAUUGGUUAAUCCAGAGUUGUUGAAGUGCAAGUCUAAGACCAAGGGGACAUUAGAGGAGUCCUUCAACAACAUGCUUGACGCAUCCCUGGAGCGGAUGAAUCAAGAGAUGGAGGGAGUUGAAGCAAGCAUAGCAUUCCUGAAGGUCCUUGUGCUCUACGAUGACAAACAGAUGGCUCAGAUGGCACCUAAUGGACCUCCACUUCUCGAAAGAAAUCGGGGAGUACAACAUGCCAUCUAUCCACACCCUCCUUUCCCAGAAGAUCCUAGCUUUGAGCAUGCCACACCCCAACAGAGAGUCCCAUAUCAACAUGCUUAUGGUACACAACAAGAGAGGGAUGAGGCAGCUGCUCGUGACAGGCGUGCCCAGAGGGCCCUCUGGCAUGCCAAACUCCGGAUUUUGGAGGCAAGGCAGUCCAUCUUGAAGGACAAGAGGUCUGAGAUGAUGUCAAAGAUGAGGGUGGAGUUCAAGAGGAUUAUGGAGGAACCAUCUGACUUAGGGGUUGGUUACGCGGACUAUGAAUUUCCUCCAUUGGCGUAG